AUGCCACCAAUUCUAUCGAAUCGACGCGAUAGCCUGCGGCCUCGAGUGAUAUGCUAUUAUCAGACUUACUUCCCCGACAACGGGACCAACUAUGUCUCCAUGCUCCCGCUCUGCACAAACUAUAGCGGCGUAUCGCAUGUAAUACUGGCGGCGUUUCAUAUCAACGAGGACGCAGAGAGCAUCACUCUGAACGACGACUCUCCCGAUGACCCUCGCUAUCUGCCUCUCUGGGAAGAAGUUCGCGUGUUGAAAGCAGCUGGAAUCAAAAUCAUGGGAAUGCUUGGAGGCGCCGCGAAAGGGAGUUUCCAGCGACUCGACGGGGAGAUCCAUGACUUUUAUAAUUAUUACACUCCUCUCCGUAACAUGAUUAGGGCCCAUGGGCUUGAUGGACUUGAUCUGGAUGUCGAGGAGGAAAUGUCUCUCCCAGGAAUCGUUCGACUAAUCAACAGCCUAAAGUCGGAUUUUGGAAACGACUUCAUUAUUACUCUUGCACCUGUCGCGACAGCAUUGAUACAGGGGCUACGGCAUCUCUCUGGGUUUGACUACUUCGCCCUGGAAGAACAGAUGGGAUCGAAGAUAUCGUGGUACCACGCUCAGUUUUAUAACGGCUGGGGUGGGAUUACUGAUCCGUCGAUGUACCACACGAUCAUAGCUAAUGGCUGGAAUCCCGAGAAGGUCGUCGUGGGAGUGCUAUCGAACCCUCGAAACGGAACCCAGGGCUACGUUCCCAUGGAGACACUGAAUAGGGUUCUCCCGACGCUGCUUCAGAAUUAUCCUUCAUUCGGCGGUGUCUCGGGCUGGGAAUAUUUCAACGCUCUGCCCGGAGGUAGGCAAGAGCCGUGGCAAUGGGCAGCUCUUAUGUCUUUGAUCCUCGGGAUGAAGUCUCUCUACGAAGCUGGGCUGCCUCCCAAACACUUUACAACUGGACACGAAACUUCAUCUCGACACUCCCUGACAGCUCCGUCGAGCGGACAAUCGCUGGACGAUGAGAUAGCAGACAUGCAAAAGUACCAGGAAAUACUUAUAACUGCCUGUUCGGUGGUUAUCAGGCUCAUCUCGUUCAUUUUCUUGCGUUGGAUUCCCGCCCAUCAUGCACCUCCAAUCGCCGUCUCAACCCUCUGCGUCUAUCUGAGUCUAAUAUGGGCUUCAUCGACGACCUCGCCGUCCGACCGACCUUUGGAAGAUAGCCGGGAUAAGCAACGUACAGCUACGGCUGGGACCAGACAACCGGCCGCAAAGGGUGCACCACAAAAGAGACAAAGGAGAGGAGUGUCAGCGUUAUGGUCUCUUAUCUCGGGCGUGCCUUGCACCAACUCGAAGCUGGUUUCGUGGAUUACAGUCGGUGUCAACGUGCUACUCAAUAUCUUCGUACUCGAUUUCGUCUUCCGAGGUUCCGUUUUGCAUGAUCCAGCAAACCUUUCGUUCUCUCGCGUUGGGUACGUCUCGCAAGACAGCGCAAAGAUUCUUAUUCGAGAGCCGGACGAGGGAAACCUGCCGUUACAUGUUUAUCACCGAAUGAAACAUGACCCAGAAAACGAGCUGUGGACGGUGACCGCAACGAUACACACCUUAAACGACACAACAGACUAUACGUUCCCUCUUCUGAUAGACGAGCUGGAGCCUGCUACAAGAUAUCAGUACUUGAUAUCUAAUAAUCUAUCUGGGGAAUUCACCACGGCCCCUGCACCCGGCUCGCUGGAAUCGACUCGGCUCAAUUUCUGGACUACUAGCUGCAUCAAGGCUGGCUUCCCUUACAACCCACUCUCACACCCGCUUAGGAUUCCUGGGAUUGAAACGCUCUCCCAGGUGUAUUCUAAGAUAGACCAAUUGGCAAUCCCUUCAUUCAUGCUUUUCCUGGGAGAUUUCAUCUACGUUGACGUUCCCGUCCGAUUUGGUUCUGCCAUCAAGCAUUAUAGAGAUGAGUAUCAAAAAGUUUACGCAUCUCCAAGCUGGCAUGUUGGGGAACAUCCCCCAAUUGACCUGCCUUGGAUUCAUAUGCUUGAUGACCACGAGAUUGCCAACGACUGGCAUGACGGCAACGUUACCGAACCAUACCCUGCGGCCAUCGACCCGUAUCUUCAUUACCAUGUGAGCGUCAACCCUCCAAAGGCUCAAUCCCCUCACGCAAUCCAUGAAAACACGACAUAUUUCUCGUUUACUCGUGGGCCAGCAUCAUUUUUCAUCUUGGAUGCAAGGACGUAUCGAUCUGCUCCAGGUUCAACGAACUCAACAAUGCUUGGAUACGCUCAGCUCCAGUCACUACUUGAUUACAUCUCCUGUCCCGAACCUGCUGGCGUUAAAUGGAAGAUAAUCAGCAGUAGUGUCCCUUUCACCAAGAAUUGGCACAUCGGAACCUCUGACACAUGGGGAGGCUAUUUGAACGAACGACAAGUUCUGCUGGAAGCUAUGUGGCGAGCUGAACGUACAUUGGGAAUUAGAAUUGUCCUUCUCAGCGGCGACAGACACGAAUUUGCUGCCACGAAAUUCCCUAAUCCGCAUACCAGGUCGAUAGACCCCACUGUUGAAUCUCCUGCGAUGGACGUCGGCCAGGGUAUUUAUGAAUUCUGCGCUGGUCCUCUGAGCCAGUUCUACCUACCCAGCCGUCCUUAUUACCAAACUGAUGAUGAAGAUAUACCCAUUAAAUAUAUACCGAAUGGGAACUUCAAGUUCGGUGCUGUCGAUAUCGAGACUCGGCCAGAUGGGGAGUCCGUUCUUAUAUAUACUUUAUAUGUGAGUGCUGAAGCUGUAUGGCAGUACAAGCUUUCUGUGCCGCAGAAUACAGAGAAGGGAGAAGUGGAAUUUCCAGACGGAGAAGUGUUACUUGAUAUUGUCGACCUUCCGAAUGGACAGCUGUCUGAGGUAUCUCGGCUUUUCUGGGUAGGAUUAGGUUGGGGGAGUAUGCAGUUCAAGGCUCUUUUGAGGGGAUUGGGAGGUUUUAUUUUAAAAGGUGAAAGGUUAGACGAGUGA
Arthroderma uncinatum is the source of this 2967-nucleotide messenger RNA. Its product is annotated as alkaline phosphatase family protein. The coding region runs from base 1 to 2967 and encodes 988 amino acids. Gene Ontology annotation, biological process: carbohydrate metabolic process. The record is from RefSeq and is a predicted model, not a curated record. Lineage: Eukaryota; Fungi; Ascomycota; Eurotiomycetes; Onygenales; Arthrodermataceae. The transcript is spliced from 3 exons.